This is a messenger RNA of Populus euphratica (Euphrates poplar), 2114 nucleotides long. RefSeq names its product GTP-binding protein, HflX. Gene Ontology annotation, molecular function: GTP binding; ribosome binding. NCBI's taxonomy places the organism in Eukaryota, Viridiplantae, Streptophyta, Magnoliopsida, Malpighiales, Salicaceae. Bases 100 to 1719 code for a protein of 539 amino acids. The transcript has 14 exons. The record is from RefSeq and is a predicted model, not a curated record. Gene Ontology annotation, cellular component: cytoplasm.
AUAAAAUAAAAAUAAAAAACACCAAAUAGCAAAAAAGUCGAACCAUCCAACUCCAGAGCAGACUUGUUAUCAGAAGGCAACUGUAAGCACUACUACACGAUGAUUGUAUCCCACUGCUCUCUAACACGACCCUGGCAUCGAUCAACUCACGAACCCUAUUUCCCUAACCUUAAGAAACCAAAAUACCCUCUAAUUUUCACUUCUAGCAUAACCUAUUCCUUAAAACUCACGGCCCAUGUUCUCCCGCAAGGAACUGAAGUAGUGUCCCCUGACAACGUUCUUGUACAAAACCCAGUAAUUGAGACCAUAGAAGCAAAAGAAGAAGAAGUCCAUGGAGUUUUCAAUGGAGUGGCAAGCACCAAAUCAGAAGAUAAAACCCCAGUGAAGAAGAAGAAGAAAGAAGAAGAGGACAGCUUUGAAAAUAGGUUCCAGCUUCGAAAUGGAAGAGAGGUUUACGAGGAGAAAGCUUAUCUGGUUGGAGUUGAGCGAAAAGGCAAUACGGUUGAUGCUUUUGGGAUAGAGGAGUCCCUUGAAGAAUUGGGACAGCUUGCUGAUACUGCUGGAGUUGCAGUUGUUGGUUCUACUUAUCAGAAACUAGCUUCUCCGAACCCGAGGACUUACAUUGGAUCAGGCAAGGUUGCGGAAAUUAAGAGUGCGAUUCAUGGACUGGGUGCUGAGACUGUAAUAUUUGACGAUGAACUUUCUCCGGGACAACUGCGUAACUUGGAAAAGAUUUUUGGUGGUGAUGUUAGAGUUUGUGACCGCACUGCCCUUAUCCUGGAUAUAUUCAACCAGCGAGCAGCGACACAUGAAGCAUCUUUGCAGGUUGCACUGGCUCAAAUGGAAUACCAGUUACCUCGACUAACUAGAAUGUGGUCUCACCUUGAGCGCCAAGCUGGAGGCAGGGUGAAGGGUAUGGGAGAGAAACAAAUUGAAGUAGAUAAGCGUAUCCUCCGUACUCAAAUUGGUGUUCUUAAAAAAGAGCUAGAAUCUGUUAGAAAACAUAGAAAGCAGUACAGGAAUAGGCGUACCUCUGUUCCUGUCCCUGUAGUAUCUUUGGUUGGUUACACAAAUGCCGGAAAGAGUACACUUUUGAAUCAAUUAACUGGAGCAGAUGUUCUUGCUGAGGAUCGGCUAUUUGCGACACUUGAUCCUACUACAAGAAGGGUUCAGAUAAAGAACGGGAAUGAGUUCCUUCUGACAGAUACUGUUGGUUUCAUCCAAAAGCUCCCAACUACCCUUGUUGCUGCUUUCAGGGCAACAUUGGAGGAGAUAUCAGAGUCAUCGCUGUUGGUACAUGUGGUUGACAUCAGCCAUCCACUGGUGGAGCAACAGGUACAUGCAGUGGACGAAGUUUUGUCGGAACUGGAUGUAUCAUCAAUUCCAAGGCUGAUGGUUUGGAACAAGGUUGACAGGGUCAGUGAUCCUAAGAAACUAAAGUUGGAAGCAGAGAGAAAACAAGAUGUUGUUUGUGUGUCUGCUUUGAAUGGCGAUGGGUUAGAAGAAUUCUGCAAUGCAGUUCAGGAAAAAAUGAAGGAUUCUAUGGUAUGGGUAGAAGCUUUGGUUCCUUUUGACAAGGGGGAGCUCCUCAGUACCAUACAUCAAGUUGGAAUGGUAGAGAGAACAGAAUACACAGAAAGUGGGACAUUGAUCAAGGCGCACGUCCCACUUCGUUUUGCAAGGUUUCUAACUCCUAUGAGACAGUUGUGUGCAUCGUAACUCCAUAGCCUUGUUGGAUGAUUUUGUAGAACUUCUCUAGAUCGGACUGUACAGAACUCACCCUUGACUGCAACGGAAAUCCGCAUCUUUGAAUCGCAGCAUAAGCUCUUAGAGAUGGGUGGCUAUUGGACAUGCUACGACCAUGAGAAAGGAAAAUGCUACCAAGGGAACUGCGUUCGAAGAGGUCAAAACGUCGUAGUUCUACAAAGCACAAGUUAAAUCCACUAAUAGCACGUGAUAAGUUUCGAGAAGGAAUGGAGAAACCUGUGGGUGUCAUUUUUCUGCAAUGGUGUUUCUGUAACCCUAGGGCCAGGGCCCAUGGGCUUUUCCAUGACUACUUGAACCUAUUAGCCCAACAAAUUCGAAAAUCAAUAUUAAAUAAGUUAUUGAGUUAA